CUUAAGUAGUGCGUAUACUUGGAUUUGGGAUUAAACCUUAGCUUUAACUUCCUUGUUAUUAUCAUAACACACGGAGGAGCAGAAAACAACCUGCUAUGUAAGUGAAACGGCGAUGUACCUUUCAAGGCUUGUCAUCCACUUAAAGGGGAGAAGGCUGGGCCACAAAGCCUAAGGCUCCAACGCCCUGUGUGUCUCCGGUUUCUACUGUAUACCCAUCUCUCAGUGUGUGAGCGGUGAUGCUGUGCUGGGGCAGUGCGGCUUGCGGUCAGCUGGGUCUCACAGUGUCCGAGGCUGCUGUGUUCGAACCGCGGAGCUGCUGCAUGUUCGAUGGCAGAGGGCUGAAAGAGGUUGCAUGCGGCGGGCAGCACUCGCUGUUCCUAAUGCAUGAUGGGAGUGUUUACACGUGUGGGUCCAACAGUCACGGACAGCUGGGUCAUGAGAAGCCUGGCGUAAAGCCUGAGCUGGUCGGCGCGCUGGAUGCCCAGAAGAUUGCAGGCGUGGCGUGUGGGCAGGCCCACUCUCUGGCCCUGAAUGAGCAAGGGCAGGUGUUUGCGUGGGGCGCAGGCGAGCGGGGGCAGCUCGGGCUCGGCACUGCAGAGGAAGCUGUCCGAGUUCCACGAUUGAUUAAGAAGUUGUGCGAGUACCGGAUCUCACAGGUGAUGUGUGGCAACCAGCACUGUAUCGCACUUUCUAAAGACGGUCAGCUGUUCACGUGGGGUCAGAACUCGAGCGGUCAGCUGGGUCUGGGGAAAGGUGAGCCGAGUUCUCUGUCUCCUCAACCGCUCAAGUCUCUGUGUGGGAUCCCACUGGCUCAGAUCAGCGCUGGAGGAGACCACAGCUUCGCCCUGUCUCUCUCCGGAGCCGUGUUUGGCUGGGGAAGGAACAGCGCUGGGCAGCUUGGGCUCAAUGAUGAGCAAGAUCGAGAGGUUCCGUGUCAUAUAAAAUUCUUGCGCUCACAGAAAGUGGUGUACAUCAGCUGCGGGGAGGAACACACGGCCGCUCUGACCAAGGAUGGAGGACUGUUUACUUUUGGAAGCGGGUCGCGAGGACAGCUGGGACACGACUCCACCAGCAACGAGACUCUGCCACGCAGGGUGUUGGAGCUCAUGGGCACCGAGGUGUCUCAAAUCGCCUGUGGAAGACACCACACGUUGGCGUUUGUUCCCUCCACCGGAUUGGUGUACGCCUUUGGCUGUAACGCUCAGGGCCAACUCGGUUUAGGGAUUAAAGGAAACGCCGCCACCCCUCUGCCGGUCCGAAACCUCCAGCUGCCUUUUCUCAACAACACACAAUCAGAUCAGUGCAGCAUCAGUAGGAUUCACUGCGGAGGCGACCACAGCUUUCUGCUGCUGUCACACGGCAAGAGCUGCCCGGAAGACUUCCGCAUUAUCAACACAUCGAAAAGCAUCUCCCUGAUUAAUAGGGAUAGUCUAAACAGUUGGAGGCUGAAGCUCCUGGACAGCACUGACUCCAGCAUCACAAAUGACAUCAUUCUGCUCUUGUCCUCGACCGCAUGUUGGAACGCCAGCUUCCUGGACCAGAGUGACGACGGACAUUUUAAAACCAACCCCAAAGUCCCUGGAAUCGACCUCAGCUCUGUCAGGCUGCUGUUUGAGAUCCUGAUGAAGCCGGCAUACUCACGCCUGCUGGAGCAGACCACGAAGAGCUUUGAGAGUUUGCUGAUCCCUCAGCUGCCAUGUUCUCCUCCUGACGUUGAGGCCAUGCGCAUUUACCUGAUCCUCUCCGAGUGUCCGGCUCUGCACGACUCCAAAAACUACAUCUCUCUCACCAUCCCGCUCGCCAUGGCCAUCCUCCGGCUGGACGCCAACCCCAGCAAAGUGCUCGAUAACUGGUGGUCACUGCUGGACGGUGAGGUCUUCUCCAGGUUGGUGGAGAUGUAUAAGAGCAUCGUGGUGUUCCUGCUUACUGGUGGCAAGGCCCUUCUUAUUCCUGUGUUUGUAGAAAGCUACAUUAGUGCUACACUGAAACUGCUAGAGAAACUACACAAGGUGAACCAGAAAGCCCAUCAUGUAGAGUACAACUGCUUCUACAUCCCCGACAUCACCAGCAUGGUGGACAUCCAGGAAGACUACCUCAAAUGGUUCCUAAGCAAAGCUGAGAUUAAAAUGCGGUCUCCUCCAGUACAGAGUUCAGUUACGUUAUGUGCCUAUCCGUUCAUAUUGAACGCUCAAGCUAAGACAACCAUGUUGCAGACAGACGCCGAGCUGCAGAUGCAGAUGGCAGUAAGCGGAGCCAACCUGCACAACGUUUUUAUGCUGUUGACCCUGGAACCCUUGCUGGCACAAAACCCGUUUCUCGUCCUGCACGUGCGGAGGGAUCACCUGGUCAGUGACGCGCUGCGUGAGCUCACCAUCUAUAAUGAUGUGGACUUAAAGAAGCCCCUAAAGGUGAUAUUUGACGGCGAGGAAGCAGUCGACGCAGGAGGAGUCACUAAAGAGUUCUUCUUGCUGCUGCUAAAAGAGCUGAUGGAUCCAGUCUAUGGCAUGUUCACCCAUUACCCAGAAUCCAACCUGCUCUGGUUCUCUGAUAAAUGUUUUGUUGAACACAACUGGUUCCACUUGAUCGGGAUCGUCUGUGGCCUGGCGAUCUACAACUCCACCGUGGUGGACCUGCACUUCCCUCUUGUGCUCUACAAGAAGCUUCUAGACGUUCCUCCUGUGCUGGAUGACCUGAAGGAGCUGUCACCUACUGAGGGCAGGAGUCUCCAGCAGCUGUUGGACUAUGAGGAGGAUGACAUAGAGGAUGCCUUCUGUCUCAACUUUGCUAUUAGCCGGGAGUAUUACGGGGUAACGGAGGUAAAGGAUCUGGUCCCUGGAGGUGAAAACAAAACCGUGGACAAGUCCAACAGAGAUGAGUUUGUGCAGGCCUAUCUGAACUACGUGUUCACCGAGUCAGUACGAGAGCUGUACUCUGCAUUCGCCAGCGGUUUUCUGAAAGUGUGCGGAGGUCGCAUCCUCUCUCUGUUCCAGCCCUCUGAGCUCAUGGCUAUGGUAGUGGGCAACAGCAGCUACAACUGGGAGGAGCUGGAGAAGAACGCGAGCUACAAAGGCGAGUUCUCGGCCUCUCACCCUACAGUGCGGAUGUUUUGGGAGGUGUUCCACGAGUUUCCCUUGGAGAAAAAGAAACAGUUCUUACUGUUCCUCACAGGCAGCGACCGGAUCCCCAUCCACGGCAUGUCCAGCCUGCGCAUCAUCAUCCAGUCCACAUCGGCGGAUGAGCACUUCCUGCCCGUCGCUCACACCUGCUACAACCUGCUGGACCUGCCGUGCUACAGGAGCAAAGAGACGCUGCACUCGAGGCUCACACGCGCCAUCGAGCAGUACGAAGGCUUCAGCCUGGUGUGAGAGCCUCUUUCUCUCUCUCUCUCUCUCUCUCUCUCUCUCUCUCUCACACUCACACACAGACACACACACACACACACACACACACACACACUUGCACUUUCACCAAGGACGGAAGACAUCUGAUCCCCCACGCAGAGCGCCUCUGAGAGUGUGAGAGUGACCGUAUACAGACUGAACUCUUCUGAGCUCUGAUGGGAAUAAAUCUUUUAUUCGUGUUUUUUUUUUUUUUUUUUCCCUUUUAAAGAGUGUUAUUAUUUGGACUGCUUUUUACUUUCCUGUUCCUUUCCGAAUACCGGGGUCAGCAUCAGGAUCGUGAUUGCGCUCGGUGGACAAAUUUGCCGUUCUGAACAGAGACAGGAAAUAUUUUUGGUCGGAGUUUUUUCCCGACUUUUUCUUUUUUUUUUUUUUUUUCUUCUGGCAUUUGUGCUUGUUUAGAAAAGAAAGAACUAAAAAAAAAAAAAAACCAGACAAGUCCUUGUCCUCUGAGCUUUUCAGACCUGCUGCUGAAGCGACGGAGAACAGAACAAGCCAUUAUCCAGACGUGAAAGUCUAUUAAUCGUCUCUGCUUCUUCGUAACUCGACCGAUGAAUUCUUGCGAGUCCGUUUCCGAUUUUGCCUUUAAGACGAGCCACUAGCGAGGAACGCCUAGGAGGAAGCUUUUCUUUCUUCUCCCUCUUCUCACUUUAGCGUGCAUGCAAGCGUGACCUCCAGAGUGAAAGCUGAGCCUGCUAAUGACUGUUUAGCGCCACAAUAAAUACAGUAUGUAUAUGGUUAAACCCAACAAUGUGUUAUUUAUGGUUAGCUGAAAAAAAGAAAGAAAGUAAGAAAGAAAGCUGAGUGUUUGAAAGCCGCGUUGACUGACGGAGCUGAUUUUGUGUUGGAGGAAGGAGCUCCAGCAAUAAAUGGCUGAUGUGUGUGAAUAGUCUUGAUUUGAAUGUCUGCCUAUGCACAACAGAGCCCAACGCUGGUCCUGUGCAUGUCCAAGUUUCCAGGGCGGAGAUUCCUGCUCCAACACUCCAGCGAUUUAGAGUCCUUUAAUGUCGUGAGCAGUCACUCAUAUUGCGUACUGGACAUUUUAGCCUAGAAGUAACACAAGGAAGAAAGGAAACGUGAUACAAUUCGUACUCUCAGGUAACGACGUGGAAGGGGCGGAGCUUCCGCAGGACGUGCGGCACGAACGGAACUAAAUAUCCGACACAAAAUCUCAACUCGAACGUAAUAGAUUUUAAAAUAAGAGGUUUAUCCAACUGCCCGGUGUCUCUGGUUCAUCAGGGGUGGAGCUUAAUCUACAUUUAAUCAGCCAAUUGCACGUACAUGACUCUUUCACUUUGCACUCCUGUUUUAUUUCUACACCUUUAAGUGAAGCUCCGCCCACUUUAGGUGCUUUUACCACAAUGACUGACAAAUCAGGAUGUUGUCCUGUCGUGAUUUGAGUGUUGGAGCAGGAUGUCCCGUGCUGGACUGGAGGUGUACCGCACCACCGCUGCUCUCUUAUAUAAACCUUUUUUUUUUUUUUUUUUUUUCUUUUUUUGCAUCUAAAUCUUAAGUUGUUUUUUUUUUUUUUUUAGCGUUGUCGUAUAUCGUAUCUGAGGAACGCGCAGGGACGCAGAAUAGGGCGAUUUAAAAGGGAUUUCUUUUCUACAGCCACAACGCUCUGACAUCUAAGUCUUGGAUCAGAAUGACUGUGUGUGACACACACACACACACACACGUAUAUACACACACACAAAAUGAAGCCGGAUAAUGAUGAUGAAGAGGCAGAAGCUACAUGAGAGGAGUUGUAGACACUCUGGGGCUGUGUUCAGUGUGUCCUCAGUGUUCAUUCAUCCACACUGAACCAAACGACACCAAGCGUUUCUGUCCCAUACCUUACUGUCAACUUCAGCAAACAAGGGCUUCUUAGUGGCUGCUGCUGCUGCAUUCUUUUAGUAAAGUAUAUUUACUUUUAUAUCUCUCUCUCAAAUGGAAUAUAUUGUUUUAUCUAUUUUUGUUUUCCUUUCAGAGCAUUUAAAUUAAAAUGAGAAUUCCACCUCCCAA
This is a messenger RNA of Tachysurus vachellii, 5402 nucleotides long. Its product is annotated as probable E3 ubiquitin-protein ligase HERC3. The record is from RefSeq and is a predicted model, not a curated record. Lineage: Eukaryota; Metazoa; Chordata; Actinopteri; Siluriformes; Bagridae. The transcript has 25 exons. The coding region runs from base 237 to 3365 and encodes 1042 amino acids. Gene Ontology annotation, molecular function: ubiquitin-protein transferase activity.